Messenger RNA from Apaloderma vittatum (bar-tailed trogon), 1059 nucleotides. Its product is annotated as cytokine receptor common subunit gamma-like. The record is from RefSeq and is a predicted model, not a curated record. Bases 1 to 1059 code for a protein of 352 amino acids. Gene Ontology annotation, biological process: cytokine-mediated signaling pathway. Gene Ontology annotation, cellular component: membrane; external side of plasma membrane. The transcript has 8 exons. Lineage: Eukaryota; Metazoa; Chordata; Aves; Trogoniformes; Trogonidae. Gene Ontology annotation, molecular function: cytokine receptor activity; protein binding.
AUGGCGUUGCCCAGUGCUUUCAUCAUGCCCAUCCUCCUCUGCAGCCUGGGCCCCUACCUUGCUGCUGCCCACAGCCCCCCAGAGGUGGACUGCGUCCUCUUCAACGAGGAGUACAUGACCUGCACGUGGGGUACCAGAGAGACGCUUACAGCCAACUACUCCCUCUACUACUGGUAUGAAAACAGAUCCCCUGUGACAGAAUGCAAGCACUACCUGCAGGACCAGGGCAUCAGCUUUGGGUGCCACUUCAGCCAGACUGAGAUCAUCCAGUUCCAGCCUUUCCAUGUUCUCAUUAAUGCCAGCCUUGGUGGAAGGACCCUGGACAUCACCAACAAGAGCAUGGAGCUGCAGGACCGGGUGAAACCGGAAGCACCUGUCAACCUGACCAUUCGAAACAUGAGCAGCAACCAGCUGCAGCUGAGCUGGACCUCCCCUUACCCCAAAGCCCAUUGCCUGGAGCACACUGUCAAGUACAAGAGCAACAAGGACACCAGCUGGACGGAGCACUCAGUGCAAGGAGAUGUCUUCUCGUUCCCCAGUGUGGACUACGAGAAGUACUACACCUUCUAUGUGCGCAGCAAGAUUAACAAAUAUUGUGGUACCACUCAGCUCUGGAGUGAGUGGAGCAUCCCCGUGGUCUGGGGCAGCAACUCCACCAGCAAAGGUGCAGUGGAGGAGCAGCUGCACUGGUUCUGGAUCCACACAGUCUUGAUCCCCAUCGCCACUUGCCUGAUCUUGCUGGUCUUUGUUCUGCUGGUGCGCAUGGAAAGGGUGUGGAUCAUCCUCAUGCCCCAAAUUCCCAACCCCAGCAAGAACUUUGAUGAGCUCUUCAUCACCCAUAACGGCAACUUCCAGGAAUGGGCUGGAGUUCCCAAAGACAUCAUGGAGAGCUUCAAGCCCAACUAUAGUGAGAACGUCUGCUAUGUGAGCGAGCUGUCACCCAAGGACAGCUACGAGUCUCUUUGGGAGAGCAGCAACCACCCGCCACCUUUGAUGCCCACGGCCCCAGCCGACUUUUGUGAGCGCAGCCCCUACAAGAACAGCUAUGUGGGAUUGUGA